Molecule: messenger RNA, 5836 nt
Organism: Girardinichthys multiradiatus
Lineage: Eukaryota; Metazoa; Chordata; Actinopteri; Cyprinodontiformes; Goodeidae
Product: protocadherin-9
Exons: 5
Coding region: 1165-4875 (1236 amino acids)
Biological process (GO): homophilic cell-cell adhesion
Cellular component (GO): plasma membrane
Molecular function (GO): calcium ion binding
Source: RefSeq, a predicted model, not a curated record
UUUAAUCAACAGUACUGCCAGCUUCAUCAUCUUCGUCGUCAUCCUCUUCAUCAACCCCAUCCAGCCUCCGGAUUUUGGUUAAGCGUCUGUCUCUCUGCACCCUACAGCAUCCUCUCCGACAUCUCGCCGCCGACGACCCUCCGGACCGCUGUAAGUGACGUGACUCCGAACCAAUCCUGCUGCGGCUCCGGAUUGACAACGCAGCUGAAAGAGAUGGGCGGUGUCCAAUGACGAGGGUCGACGGGGUGGGAGGACGGGGGGAGGCGUUGGAGUGGUAUACUUCACCACCUCUCCUAUGGGUUUACAAAGAGUUAGUGCAAGAUAUUCUGCUCUGGGAGUGAGACUGCGAGGAUAAGCGCCAGUGUGCUCUCGGAGCUUCGGUGUACAACACAGUAAAGGCUUUUCAUGUUGCUUGGCAUCUCCGAGAGGCAUUGAUUUUCAGAUUUUGCACCUCUUUUUAUAAAUAGAUUUUUUUAUUAUUAUUUGUUGCUGUUUUGUGCAUACAUCUGGCAAUCACUGAUGGAGCUGCGUGAAGUUGAAUCAUGACGGGACACGAGUGUCUCCUCCUGCUUUCACCUCGUCGGCACAUUCACCUUCACAGGUAGCCGGGUAUAAGCAAGAAAAAAAAAAGCCGGUUUUCUCGGGACAUUUACAGGGGAUCACUAUUCAUAUAAAUAUAUAUAUAUAUAUAUUUGGAUCUCUACUUAUGAAAGGUAUAACAAACAACUGAUCACCUUGCUGUGUAUACCCUGGGAAGCACGUUGAUCACCGCAAUUCUCGCAGGUCGCGCCGUCAUUCUCUGUUCAUUCCCGAAGUUAAAGUGGGAGAAAGGAACUGCGACACUAGCUAUGCAGCUUCACAUUAACCCCAGUUUUUGCGCUUUGCAGCUUUUACUCCAAAUCUGUUCAUCUGUCUGAUCACUUCUACAUUUUUUUUCUCCAUCCCUUUUGUGGAACAAAACGCUAUCAGCAAAGAGGGAUCUCGUUACCUGAAUGAACUCGCAUACAUCUGGGGACGAGACGACUAUGAGCUAUCACACUUCAGUUUUUCUCCUUUGCUGCAACGGAUUUGGGGUGUUUUCGUGGACAAUUACUGUCAUCGCAUUCAACACUGCACAGAAGUAAAUCAUUAAAUUGCAAAGCCUGGAGAGAAAUUAACAGCAUCAUGGAUUUGAAAGACUAUUACCUGUUGGGUGCUCUGCUUGCCUGCAUAUGGCUUGAUCCUUCAAUAGCUCAAGAAUUAAUAUAUCCCAUCAGGGAGGAGCUGCAAGAAAAUGUCCUUAUUGGAAAUAUACCAAAGGACUUAAACAUUUCCCAUACAAAUGCUGCCACUGGAGCAAGUGCUAAUCUUGUGUACCGGCUGGUCUCCAAAGCUGGAGACAACCCACUGGUCCGUGUUCUGAGCAGCACUGGAGAGAUAUUCACAACAUCAAACCGAAUCGACAGAGAGAAGUUGUGCCCUGGUCCCUCAUUUGAGGACAGCGAGUGCUCCUUUGAAAUUGAAGUGGUCGUCCUGCCUAAUGAUUAUUUCAGGCUGAUUAAGAUCAAAAUAAUUGUCAAAGACACAAAUGAUAAUGCCCCCAUGUUUCCAUCCCCUGUGAUCAACAUUUCCAUCCCAGAGAACACCCUCAUUAACAGCCGCUUUGCUAUUCCUUCUGCCACUGACCCAGACACUGGCCCCAACAGUGUCCACAAAUAUGAGCUGAUCAAUGGGCAAAGUGCCUUCGGUUUAGACAUUGUGGAGACGCCAGAAGGGGAAAAGUGGCCCCAGCUUAUUGUGCAGCAGAAUCUUGACCGGGAGCAGAAGGAUACUUAUGUGAUGAAGAUUAAAGUAGAGGAUGGUGGCAGUCCUCAGAAAUCCAGCACUGCCAUUCUUCAGGUCACUGUAACAGAUGUAAAUGAUAACAAGCCAGUGUUCAAAGAGAGUCAGAUAGAGGUGCAUAUACCAGAGAACUCCCCUAUAGGCACAUCUGUUGUGCAGCUCCAGGCUACGGAUGCAGACAUAGGGUCAAAUGCAGACAUACAUUAUGUAUUUGGAACUCAAGUGUCUCCUGUGACCAAAAGACUUUUUGCAUUGAAUACAACAUCUGGCCUAAUUACAGUGCAGAGACCACUGGACAGGGAGGAGACUGCCAUUCACAAGCUCUCUGUUUUAGCCAGUGAUGGCAGCUCAAGUCCAGCCAGAGCUAUUGUUACUAUAAAUGUGACUGAUGUUAAUGACAAUCCACCUAAUAUAGACCUGAGAUACAUAAUCAGUCCCAUUAACGGCACUGUUUUUCUCUCAGAGAAGGACCCCAUCAAUACAAAGAUCGCUCUCAUCACAGUUUCAGACAGAGACACUGACAUAAAUGGCAAGGUCAUUUGUUUCAUAGAGAAGGAUGUACCCUUCCAUCUCAAAGCUGUGUACGACAACCAGUAUCUGCUGGAAACAUCUGCUCUGCUUGACUACGAGGGGACAAAGGAAUACAACUUUAAAAUAGUUGCUUCAGAUUCUGGAAAGCCGAGUUUGAAUCAGACGGCCUUGGUGAGAGUGAGGCUGGAGGACGAGAAUGACAACCCACCUAUUUUUACUCAGCCAGUCAUCGAGCUGGCCGUCAUGGAAAACAACAAGCGCGACCUGUUCCUCACCACCCUUACCGCUACAGAUGAGGACAGUGGGAAGAAUGCAGAGAUAGUGUAUCAGCUGGGACCAAAUGCAUCAUUUUUUGAUCUGGACCGUAAAACUGGGGUCUUGACUGCAUCCAGGGUUUUUGACAGGGAGGAUCAGGAUAGAUUCCUCUUCACCGUAACAGCGAGAGAUAACGGGACUCCCCCUUUGCAAACACAGGCGGCUGUUAUUGUAACUGUGCUGGAUGAAAAUGAUAACAAUCCUAAAUUCACACAUAACCACUUUCAGUUCUUUGUGUCAGAAAAUCUGCCUAAAUACGGCACUGUGGGGGUGAUAACUGUGACAGAUUCAGAUGCUGGAGAAAAUGCUGCUGUCUCUCUUUCUAUUCUGAAUGACAAUGAGAACUUUAUACUAGAUCCAUACUCUGGGGUGAUAAAAUCUAAUGUGUCAUUUGACAGGGAGCAACAGAGCUCCUAUACGUUUGAUGUUAAGGCUGUGGAUAGUGGCAGACCUCCUUGCUUCUCAGCCGCAAAGGUGACCAUCAAUGUCAUUGAUGUUAACGACAACACACCAAUUGUCAUCUACCCACCCUCUAACACAUCUUUCAAGCUUGUCCCUCUGUCCUCUAUCCCAGGAUCUGUGGUAGCUGAGGUGUUUGCUGUUGAUGGUGACACAGGGAUGAACGCUGAACUGAAAUACACUAUUGUGAGUGGGAAUAACAAGGGUUUAUUCAGAAUUGACCCUGUCACAGGAAAUAUUACACUAGAAGAAAAGCCCACAGUAACUGACAUAGGCUUACAUAGAUUAGUGGUCAAUAUCAGUGACCUGGGAUAUCCCAAAUCACUCCAUACCCUGGUGCUAGUGUUUCUGUAUGUCAAUGACACCGUGGGCAACUCAACACUCAUUUAUGAUCUCAUCCGACGCACCAUGGAGACCCCAAUAGACAGAAACAUUGGUGAAAGCAGUGAAACUUAUCAGAGUGGUGACUAUUUAACUAUAAUGAUAGCCUUUGUUACUGGCGCAUUGGUGGUGAUUAUCGUCAUCUUUGUGACUGUGCUGCUGCGCUGCCGCCACGCGUCCAGGUUUAAAGCCGCACAAAGAAAAAAACAAGGGGCUGAGUGGAUGUCACCUAACACAGAAAACAAGCAGAACAAAAAGAAAAAACGCAAGAAAAGAAAGUCCCCCAAAAGCUCCUUGCUUAACUUUGUCACCAUCGAGGGGAACAAACCAGAUGAUCCUGCCCAUGAACCAAUCAAUGGAACCAUCAGUCUGCCCACUGAGCUGGAAGAACAAGGGAUUGGACGCUUUGAUUGGAAUGCCACGCCUACUACCACCUUCAAACCCAGCAGCCCUGACCUGGCUCGGCACUACAAGUCAGCCUCACCACAAUCGGCCUUCCACCUCAAGGCCGACACACCUGUCUCAGUCAAGAAGCAUCAUGUGAUUCAGGAACUCCCACUGGAUAACACAUUUGUUGGGGGCUGUGACACCCUUUCCAAGAGAUCCUCCACGAGCUCCGACCACUUCAGUGCCUCAGAGAGCAGCUCCCAAGGAGGGUUCAAAACGAAGGGGUCCAUGCACACCAGACAGCAGGGAACAUUAACUCGUGCCCGAACUGAACUGAACCCUGAAUAUCUGGACCUUCGUCCUCGAGCAGAGCUGAAUCCUGAAUAUUGGACCCCUUGCACCCCUUUAUCACAGCGGCGCGUCACGUUUCACCUGCCGGAUGGCUCUCAGGAGAGCUGCAGUGACAGCGGUCUGGGGGACCACGAGCCUGUAGGCAGUGGCUCUCUCCUCACACAACCUCUCCCUCUGGUGCAGGCGCAGGAUGACUUCUACGAGCAGGCCUCCCCGGAUAAGAGAACCGAGGCUGAUGGCAACUCAGAUCCUAACUCUGAUGGACCCCUGGGACCGCGUGGGCUUAUGGAAGCUACAGAGAUGUGCACACAGGAGUGCCUUGUCCUGGGACAUUCAGACAACUGUUGGAUGCCUCCCACAUUAGGAUCAUACCAGCAGCCUAAGUCGCCUGUGUCUAGCUUUGGCACUCAGCGGGAGUGGGGUCAAAAGGAUAGACUUCUCAAUGGACACACUCUGUCCAGAAGCUGGAAAAAUGAAAGUGGACGGUCAGAGCAUUUUGGUGACAGGAAGCAGUUUGGAAGUGGGGAGGGACACUUCACCAGCAGCAGCAUGGCUGAUAUUCCUUUGGUAAGUCUGAAGUCUUGCCAAUCAGCAUCCUGCCCAGAUAGUCCAAAGGACCAGCAGCUAUAAAACAGACUUACCUUUGCUGCAAGCAAUCUUUAAGAGGACAGAGUAAACAGGUGAGGCAUCUUACCUGGGCUUACCCUGUGUUUCAUUAGUUAAUUUUUUGUCUCAUUUCUUCCCACUUAAGAUGAUGCUUCUGCAGACUAAUAAUCAUAUGUACUCUUUAGGCAACAAAACACUGCUUAUGCUUAGUUCUCCACAGUAAAAUGCUUCUACAGCUGCACACAAAUACUUUUUUUUUGCUAUGAUUCUCCAUGAAUAACCUUUUCUGCCCACUUCUUGUGGAGACAUGAGGAAGAAGAAUCUGCAUAAAACUGAAAAAGGGAAAAAAAUGACUGGCAGACCAAUAUAUACAAAUAUUUGUGGUGUGAUUGUUAUUGAGCUGUUUGGGACUAUAUUAUUCAACACAAUCAAAUAAAAAUGUGAUUAUGUUUCAGGAAAAUAUUGUUCUUAUGACACUUGUUUGUGGACACCUGUUUAUUCUGUCAUUGUCUCUGUGUUUGUAAAUAAUACUUAUUAACCACAAUCAUGUAUCUGUAAUAUUCACAGUGGGUAGUACAGUUCUUGGCUUUUGUCAUCAUAAUGACUUCUCAUCAAGUUCUGGGAACUUCAGCUGGACAAAACCUAUGAUAUAGCAUGUCCAACGGGAAAACAUUUAUCUGAAACUUUUUUCAUGAUUAUUUAAGCAAAAUCUUGCCACAUAAUUUAUUUUCAUCUAUAUCCCAUAUAAAUUUUAUUCAAGUGCUGCAAAAUGUCAAAGCUAAAUCUGUUUUUUUUUCUUUUUUAGAAAAACAAAACAAACAAAAAAAGCUUAAUGAAGGAUGUCAGUGCUCAACAUGUGCAUUAUAAAACUGAAAAGCUCUGAAAGCUCUCUGAUUUUGAAAGUGUUUAGUACAAUUAAAUAGCAAUAUAUUUGUAAAUGGCUAAAUGUUUUAUCUAAUGUUGAUCUUAUUAUUGUAUAGAUUUU